AUGUCGACGUAAGUCAAAUUAUGCCAUGUUGUAUGUGCCUGAUCAUCCUCUUGGCAACAGUAAACAACACAAUAUGUGCAUGGAAAUACUGUAGACUCCGGACGACAGCGCCACCCUAGAAAUACCGUGGCGCUACCUUACUGGCUUGGAAGCUACCGUCGACGAGAGAAUAAAACCAACGACAAGGAAGAAAAACUCGUAAACUGCAUGCCGAGGAGAAUAGGCUGCACAAAGCGCACGUCAAUCGAAGAACCGGCGUAAGCAGGGCAGCCUUCUUAAAAUGUCACCGUCUAGUGCACCAGUAACUGUAGGGGGCGCAAGACGCCUGGAUUAAUCACAAGUCCGAGAAAAUAGAAGGAUUGGGGAACAACAGUGAAACGAUAAAUCCCUGCACCUACAUUAGGGCAGCCUACGGCGUCCGAACUAAAGGAACCACAUAAACGCGCACCCAUCAAAAUGUCAACAUUCUGGGUAUGGUUAAAGGCCCAUUUGCUGGCUCAUGCCACGCCAAUUCGAAUACCUGCGUCCUCUACAUUGGUUGUUGAAAAUUCUGGUCGGGUCUUUUUGCGGACCAGGUUGUGUAGCGAUAUGCCCAUGUGCGGGUUUGCGCCGAGCAAGUGACCAGCGGCCUCUCCUAUCCCCGGUCAUCAUGACUAUGUUUUGACAGCAGGCAUGGGUGGGGAGGCGAAGUGCGAUAGAUGCAGUGAAAGUCUACAUUUGUCACAAACUAAUUCAUACACUAGCCACCGUGCCUUUUCUCAUCGUGUUGUGUAGCUCACGGUGGACAUCCUCAGUCACGACGAUCGAACUCUCGUGUGUGUUUUUCGGCUCCUUUCUCCUUGCGCUUACUCUGCAACAAGUGGGACUGGAGAGAUCUAUCCCCUUGUGUGCCAAAUCCCGAUAUAUAUUUUUGAAGGAGGAGGUGAGUAGGACCUUCAUGUGGCGCCCUCCAGCCACUGCCCCGCACCAAUCUCCAUCCAUGUUGGCUCAACGUUUGAGGAGACAAUGUCGCAGUUUCUGCACAAUUUGGCUUCACAAGGAACAAAAUUACUAUCAGUCGCUUCCUUCGAACAGUGGUGUUUUUCGUCUCCUGCGACGACCGAACUUAUUAUGCUCCGUCAGCCACUGCGUUCAGCCUCCGCACCAGACCACUGGCCGGCUCGGACAGUAGUUGAGGUCCGUGAAUGAAAGUGGAUAAUGAGUUUGGUGACGCAGUGCACAUUACUCGCUUUCAAAUACCUGACGCGCUUGAAGCUAUUACGCUGCGCCAAAACCCAUGGCUUAAACAUUUGCCAGCUUUACGGGACAACCUAGACCUAGCAGUCGGCACAGUCUGUGUUUGUGCGGAGUGGUUAACGGCUGGUCUCAGGAUCGGGCUGUAAUCGCCACAGCAUUAUAUGGCGUCUAUAACACUUCCAAGUAGUGAGAUUUGAGGCGGGCGUGACGGCAUAUCUAGGGGCGGCUCCGUGCGCGGCAGGCACCUGCAGCCCUCCAUACAUCCGGAUUUCUUGUCUGUUUCUUGACAUAGUGACCAGGUGAGGGAGGAGAAGAAUUAUCGGUAGAUGCAUCACAAUUCAACAAUUAGUGUGGGCAAGUUUUCGCGUGUGUCGCCGUUCCUGCACCUAUCCUGCUGUAGAGCACACGGUGGACAUCAUAAGUGUCGGUCGAACUUUCACAGUUAUUCUGCGGAGUCAAGUCGAAUUCAGUUUGGUGACUUGACGGGAGAGUUUCAGAAUUUGUAGACAUGCGAAUUCGCUAUCCCUGAUUCAGUAGGUGCGUAUUUUUGAUUCAUUUUAACCCGUCUUUCUCGACACCGCUUACCAGUCUGAUUUUUCUGAGUUGGACUUCUACACAUACCUCAGGCAUUUGAUAGUUGUUGCGGACUAAGUAUUUUUACUCCUUUGUUACAUAAUUUUUAUCUGCGACGGAUUUUUCGUCCGCAGAAGCCAUUUGGCAAAUGGCCGUAUCCACACUUUUACUCGUUUCGAUAUUGCUGGCCGUCGAUCUGAUUGUAGAAGGAAACAAUAAGGUGGUUAGGUGCAUGCGAGUCUGAAUUAGCGCUGAUGCUUUUCAUCUGAUAAGCAAUGUGUUUUGCCGGGCUGAAAUGCGAACACGAAAGGCAAAAAUAACAUCUGCUGAUGUGCUCUUGUGGUUAUUUUUCCUUGUGUUACGACGAAAUACCGCCUUUUUUCUCAUGCUCUCUAUCUCGUUAUCCACCUUUGCUUUUUGUCAGAUAGACGGUCGUCUAUCUGAUAAUUUCAAAGUUUUCAGUUCGUGGCAGAAUCAGCUUUACAAUCUCAGUAAACCUUGACUUAAUUCAAUUGGUGUAUGCAGUUACCAAAUUGUACUUUUUCCGUGAAACCCUGAUAUACAGUUCAGUCGGCAUGUUUGGGCUCAUUUUUACGAGGGUCCGCUCAUCCUGAUGGGUUCUUAAGCGGAUCAUGGUGAAGGCAGUGCGGAUAAACUAAACCAAACCACCUCAGUGUUUUUUGGAUCACAGGAGCACGCUCCGUCGGAUUACUUGUUUGAAGCACAGUACACACGGUGGUUCGGCUCUUUACAAAAUACAUUUUUUAAAGAUUUAACUAGAAUUGAUUCCUGUCGCACUUGUGUUUCGAUACCCACCCUAAUAUGCGCAGAAAUCCCUCAUAUCUCUUAUAACCCUACAGCUGUUGUUUGGUCAGUUUGAAUUACACCCAUCCUCGUAGUGUAUUUGCAUAGGAAUACAAAUAUUUCCAUGCACUGGUCUUUCUGUGCUAAAAUCCUGUUUGCCUCCGUGGUAAACUUUCACUUCAUAGACAACAACACUUUGGUGUGCGUGAAGUCCGGACAUGAUGAAUGUAUGCUUACUAGGAUUCCAAAACCAGCGACAGAUCUGUACGCCGAUUUUCAUGCCGAGUGCCAAUCAUCGAGUUCCGCCGCUGCCAUCGUAUAAUGUGAAAUUGUUUUGUCAGUUGUUGAGGCGUUUAGCUCUUAGAAUCCGCCAAAGUACACUCUAGCGCCUUUCUUGCCCUAUUGUUUAAAACUUGGCAAUUUUAGCCAUAUACGUGAUUCAGGAUUAAUGUAUGCUAGCAUCAGGAUCUGUUGCUGGGUUAAAUAAGACCUCUUACUGAUGGCAUUCCCCAAAAGAUGCCGAGAUGCAAACAAAAAAGUAUGUUCAUUAUUGACUCACAUGGAUGGUAUUAUAAAUUGAUUUAUUUUUACUGCUGCCGGGUAUAGACAUCAUGCACCAGAAUUUGGAGGCUUAAACCCUUCUAAGCAUAUUUUUCGAUUUCUAAAGAAUCAUGACACUACCAGGUCAUUUGAACUGUCUUGUAACUGGCUUUUCUUGUAAAGGCUACCCCCUCGUUAUCUAAGGACCUUUUCUGAAGACCGUCUGCUCACUCCGUAAUGAUGUGUGUGUUGGUCAAAACAGAAAACAUGCCUGGGUGCUUAAGUGCCAGUCAUGAUUUGAUUGACUUUAUUAUUAAGUGCUUCGUGCUUCUGUGCAUGUUUGUAACAGUUUGCUUCGUAAAGUGGUUGAUAAGAAGACAUUUUAGCCUAAUAAUCGACUUGUUCUACUGAAGGGCGAUGUUUUAACUUGUUUCCCGGUCCUUUUAUUUGUCGUCGGUCAACGUGUCUACCACGGUAGGCGGAUAAAUACCCGUCUACUGGAAGUCGAAUUUCUGUAAACUUUGUUAGUUAUCAUGGGUGCUGUGUGAAGUAUUUCGGUAACGUCCUUAUUAUCAGUGCUUUGGUUCGAUCAUGUGGUCACAGCAGACCAGGUUGCCAGCACUGAGACACCCCGAGUACAUAAUUGGCGUAGGGCGCUGUCAAGUAUUACAGCGUAAGACUGCCACAGGCGCCGGUUUUUUCGCACGCUUGUCAUUGUUUCUCGUUAUUUAUGAAGACGAUCUUUCGCAAUCGUCUUUGUGUUUUUCCUUCUUCUGCUUGGACCUCAAUCGCCAUAUCAGUGGACAGAUGUUAGGGAAGGGCUGCACCUUGCAAAGGCUUUGAAUUUUUAACACUAUCACCAGAUAAAGAAACUUCACUGCGUCCUUCACCAUAAACUUCGGGACUAGUCUUGUUCUGAAUUUUUUAUAUCUUAUAUUUAACAUGGGUUUCCUUAUGCGCCGGUCUGAUUUGAUUGUGGAACCCGGAAUGCCCUCUCACUUUUGGCCUAGCGCACACGAUCCUGAAACAAUGAAGAUGCGAAGACAGGAAGACCGAAGCAACCAUUUCUGACAUCACCACAUCGCUAUCAGUGCGGCUUUAAUACUAACUGUUCGACAGAAAGUGCCUAUGAGUGCAUUUCUUUUCCCUUAAUUAUCGGCUCCGGUUUCAUUUGCAGACAUUACUUGUGAAGAUAAGACAUGAUCGGCUAAAAUAAAUGGAUACACUCUUGGUCCAGUUUUCGUAUUAGCUUUGUUUACGUAAGUCUUGGAGCUCCUCUGUAGUUUGUUCAUUUUUGUGUACAAGAACUAUUUCUCCUUUAGGCAGAAACCAGAUCGCCGCAGCCGAUCAAAAUUUCAAUCGUGUCCUUCCUCUUCAAGAUGCCCGUUAUACCACUUUUAUAAGCAGGUGGGAUUACAGUAUUUUCAUCUUUUUGAUAGUGGUCAGUAUCCUUCUGUUCUCCUUGAGUAAAGUUAAGCUUUGCGGCUCUUGGACUAUGGGCAAGACACGAGAGAUUUUAAUUCUUGCAGCGUUAGGAAGUUCUUUUAGGCGAUUUGGCCUACCGGUUCUGCCUUUUCUGGAUUAUAAGGCCGAUAGAGUCAAAGGCUUCUUGAUUCGAUGGUGAAGAAGUAAGUUGCGAAGCAUUUCAACUAGGCCACCCUUACGUCUUUGUGACUAGCUAUGUCUGCCUUGGCGUCCGUUCGGGGCAAGGGCCUGUACUGCCUAUGGCUUAGAUCUCUUGAUCGAUCUGUGGCCGAAUUCUUGCGCAACCGUCACUCCCAAAUGAUCUUGUUUUAGCCUUUAUGACUAUCGAUGUGUCGGCUAAAUCGAGGACGUGAGUUGGUCUAGGUUGUAAACAGCUUAGAAUAGAAAAAUACUCUUUCCAUUUCUCGACUCAUUUUUUAUAGUUUAUUCAUUUUGGUUGCGUCUAUGAAUAGUAUGCCGACAGAAAUCACCAUUAUUACUGAGUAACUCGCCAAUGGCACCUUGUUUCUUCCCAUACACAGACCCUCAUGUCCAAGUUUAUGCAGCUUUUUGACUCAGCGAAUCGACAGCGUUGUGUGCGCCUCCUAAAGAAGGUGACUCCACUGCGGCCGAAGCCCCAAAUUUGUCAUGAUUCGGCCAUAUUGAUUCCUCUUAUGUAUUAUGAUGGGAAACCCGCCAUCCUUUAUACCAAACGUUCAAUGCAUCUACGGCUUCAUCCCGGAGAAGUUAGGUAGGCGAGGCUUCAUUUUCGUAGUGGUUCUUCUACAGUUUUCCCGGCGGUAAAAUUGACGCGCAUAUGAAUGAGGAGCCCGUGACAACUGCUCUGCGUGAGUUGGAGGAAGAGGUUGGUAUCCCAAAGAGAUUUGUUGAUGUAUGGACGACGUUCUGCCCCUGUCCAACGAAGGUAGGUCUGCUUACUUUUUUUCCACUAGCCAAUAAUUCCGUUUGUACCUCGACAAUUUUAUUGGUUCAGCAGCCGUUAUAACCACAUCAUUGACGCGGAACUUUAGCACUCAUAUGAUUUAUUUUUAUCGCUGAAAUGCAGUAUUUACCUGCGGCGGCCUUUGCCAUGACUGAUUUGGCCGACGUGUUAACUUCAUCACAAAUAAUCGAUUUUCAUUUCUUUCACUCGGCAACUGAUUCUCGAACGAAGUCAAGGAAGUCAGGUUAGCAAACGUGAGAGUUUCGGGUCGGUUAUCUGAGGAAGGGAAAAUGCUCACCGUAUCAAGGAUAUUGUUUGGCUGACGUUUCGAAGAGCUUGGGCGGUUCUCCACUAUCAAAGCGUCUAGUGCAAAAGUCGAUCAGAAUUUUGAGUACACAGCCGAAUUAGUUGGCUUUGGGCUGAUCGAUUUUUUCUUUUUUCGCAACCUUGGACUGCUAGCCGUCGGUUGUGAGUGUUGGUGGCCUCCUAUGUUGUGUGUCGUCGCCUCAAUAGGGGUUAGUUGCGUUUGUGUUCCCCUUUUGGGUGAAUUGGUCGACAGGCCGUGUUUGCUCGGCAUUCUUAAGUCCCGUAUGACUGUCUUGUCCUCGUCAUGGCAUAUGUAUUGACGUAGGACUUUAUAGGCCGCAGGAAGGUCUGGAUGCCUGUUGAUGGAGUUGGCAUCGCAGUACCAAGCCUCAAGUGGGAGACGUUCUGUCCUUGAGGUGCCUCGGCCUAAGACGGCUGUUCCUUGAAGGUCAGAACUAUGGCCAGCUUCUCCGAUGAGUCGCAAGCUGUGAGUUCGGGUCUAGUCUCCGAGUUGCCAGCUUGUGCUCAUGCAAGCGGGCCUGCAAUUUCCGUCCGGUUUCCCCAACGUAGUUGCAGUCGCUAUCGUUACAACGUAUUUGAUACAUAACUGCUGAGGUUUCUGUGGGUGGCAGUAUGUCUUUUGGUUGCAUCAAACGGCGACUAAUUGUUGCCUAGGGUCGAUAAGCAAUGUCUUCCCUGGCGGGUUGUAACAGUCGUGAAACCGCCUUGGAAACUCCUUUGAUGUAAGGAAUAGCUUUCCGGACUUCGAGUUGUUUUUCUCGUGGCCGUCGUCUGUUCACUGGGCGCUUGCUUUGCUUGACAAAGUAGCUUGGGUAUCCACCCAAACGCAGCUGCGUCCGUACUCUAUUCCAAAGAGUUGCAACACACUGCAGCACACCAGCCGACAAAAGAGUUGAACGACAAAACCUUUUUGACCUCUUUUGAGCCAAUUGAUAACCAAGCUACUUUAUCAAGCAAAGCAAGCGCCGUAUCACGUUGGCUAUGACCUAUCAAGACUGCGGUAUGGUCUGUUAGUGCGCGCUGAAUGACCCGGUUUAUUCGGUAAUUGAAAAGUAUGGACGAGAGAACGCUAGGUGGAACCACGUGCUCUGAAGUAUUAACUUGUGUUUACUUAAGUCAACAAGUAGGCAUUUAUUUUCCGUUUCUUAAAACCGAGGCGAACAUUCCAUUCCAUUCUUUGAUUCAAAUAACCUACGUUUAUACAGGGAUUACUCUUACAUUGUAGUCCACCUCCAGUUUUAUCAACCCCGUAGUGGGUUUCUGCGGCUACUACAACUCGCAAACCGAUACCCUUUCUAACCGUCCUGACCCUGACCACUCCAAUGGUGGUGCUAUCAAACUGGCAGUCAACGAAUCCGAGGUUGAGAGUCUUAUUUUUCGAUCCAUUGAUUGGCUGUGCGACAAGCGCAACUUCCACUACGCCUUCUUCUGUGAGCACCGAGCCGUUCCAUUCACCGGCAUCUCCACCCUGCGCUCGCGUCCCUUUAAAACAAGCCCACGACCUUCUCCCCUCAGCAUGCGCUUUGCAAUGCCCGUCUUUGGCGGUCCACCGGGCAAAUCCGACUGGCCGCGUAUCUGGGGCCUCACGGGCUUGAUGACUUACCAGUUCCUCAGCUGUCUUCUUCCCGAUGGCAUGCAUCAACACCCCUUGCUACCAGGCGUGUUUGAUCGACACUUUUAG
Messenger RNA from Spirometra erinaceieuropaei, 7568 nucleotides. NCBI's taxonomy places the organism in Eukaryota, Metazoa, Platyhelminthes, Cestoda, Diphyllobothriidea, Diphyllobothriidae. The record is from the annotation of a GenBank genome assembly.